CGGCCCCCGGCUCGCGAGGCUGCGCCCCCGACCCAGUCGGCGCCCACUCCUCGCCCUGCGGGCUCGCGGCAACUGGGCGGCCGGCCCGGCCCCUGCCCACCCCCAGCCCAGCCCGGCGCGCCGCACUGGGCAUGCUCCGUAGCCUGGGCAGGUUGGGGCUGCGAGGCGACAGCUCGGGCUCUGGAGCCGGGAGGCGAGAACGAGGAGGGAGGCUCGGGGGCAGGGGAGGAGGGAGCGGCUGGCCGCUGAGGGGCGGCGGGGCCCGGAGCGGGGGACGCGCAGGGCCCGGCGGUGGGCGGGCGGGUCGGCGCUGCCCCGUGGGCUCGCUGGGGAGCCACGGCGGAGACCCCCGCCCUCAACUGAGGAAAAGACGAUUUCUCUCUGAUACAGAAUCCUGAAAAUGUGACCUCCCUUAAAAAGAGGACAGUGCUGCUGUGAGUUUGACGAAGUGGACAUCACCUGCAGUCAGUCCAGAGCUGCCCGAGAGUCUCCACCAGCAAGAAGGCCUUCACCAGAUGCAGCUGCCUGACUUGGGACUUCUCCACCUCCAUAACUGUCUUGAAUAUAAUCAUGGCCAAACCUUAUGAAUUUAACUGGCAGAAGGAAGUUCCUUCCUUUUUGCAAGAAGGAGCAGUUUUUGACAGAUACGAAGAGGAAUCCUUUGUGUUUGAACCCAACUGCCUCUUCAAAGUGGAUGAGUUUGGCUUCUUUCUGACAUGGAAAAGUGAAGGCAAGGAAGGACAGGUGCUAGAAUGCUCCCUCAUCAACAGUAUUCGGUCGGGAGCCAUACCAAAGGAUCCCAAAAUCUUGGCUGCUCUUGAAGCUGUUGGAAAAUCAGAAAAUGAUCUGGAAGGGCGGAUAGUUUGUGUCUGCAGUGGCACAGAUCUAGUGAACAUUAGUUUUACCUACAUGGUGGCUGAAAAUCCAGAAGUAACUAAGCAAUGGGUAGAAGGCCUGAGAUCAAUCAUACACAACUUCAGGGCCAACAACGUCAGUCCAAUGACAUGCCUCAAGAAACACUGGAUGAAAUUGGCAUUUAUGACCAACACAAAUGGUAAAAUUCCAGUUAGGAGUAUUACUAGAACAUUUGCAUCGGGGAAAACAGAAAAGGUGAUCUUUCAAGCACUCAAGGAGUUAGGUCUUCCCAGUGGAAAGAAUGAUGAAAUUGAGCCCACGGCAUUUUCUUAUGAAAAGUUCUAUGAACUGACACAAAAGAUUUGUCCUCGGACAGAUAUAGAAGAUCUUUUCAAAAAAAUCAAUGGAGACAAAACUGAUUAUUUAACGGUAGACCAAUUAGUGAGCUUUCUAAAUGAACAUCAACGAGAUCCUCGAUUGAAUGAAAUUUUAUUUCCAUUUUAUGAUGCCAAAAGGGCAAUGCAGAUCAUUGAGAUGUAUGAACCUGAUGAAGAUUUGAAGAAAAAAGGUCUUAUAUCAAGUGAUGGGUUUUGCAGAUAUCUGAUGUCAGAUGAAAACGCCCCAGUCUUCCUAGAUCGUUUAGAACUUUACCAAGAAAUGGACCAUCCUCUGGCUCACUACUUCAUCAGUUCUUCCCAUAACACUUAUCUCACUGGCAGACAGUUCGGUGGGAAGUCUUCGGUAGAAAUGUACAGACAGGUUCUCCUGGCUGGUUGCAGAUGUGUUGAACUUGACUGCUGGGAUGGAAAAGGUGAAGACCAAGAACCAAUAAUAACUCAUGGAAAAGCAAUGUGUACAGAUAUCCUUUUUAAGGAUGUAAUUCAAGCCAUCAAGGAAACUGCAUUUGUCACAUCAGAAUAUCCUGUAAUUCUCUCCUUUGAAAAUCACUGCAGCAAAUAUCAACAGUACAAGAUGUCCAAAUAUUGCGAAGAUCUAUUUGGGGAUCUCCUGUUGAAACAAGCACUUGAAUCACAUCCACUUGAACCAGGCAGGCCUUUGCCAUCCCCCAAUGACCUCAAAAGAAAAAUACUCAUAAAAAACAAGCGGCUGAAACCUGAAGUUGAAAAAAAACAGCUGGAAGCUUUGAGAAGCAUGAUGGAAGCUGGAGAAUCUGCCUCCCCAGCAAACAUCUUAGAGGACGAUAAUGAAGAGGAGAUCGAAAGUGCUGACCAAGAGGAGGAAGCUCACCCCGAAUUCAAAUUUGGAAAUGAACUUUCUGCUGAUGACUUGGGUCACAAGGAAGCUGUUGCAAAUAGCGUCAAGAAGGCUUCAGAUGACCUUGAACAUGAAAACAACAAAAAGGGCCUGGUCACUGUAGAAGAUGAGCAGGCGUGGAUGGCAUCUUAUAAAUAUGUAGGUGCUACCACUAAUAUCCAUCCGUAUUUGUCCACAAUGAUCAACUACGCCCAGCCUGUAAAGUUUCAAGGUUUCCAUGUGGCAGAAGAACGCAAUAUUCAUUAUAACAUGUCUUCUUUUAAUGAAUCAGUCGGUCUUGGCUACUUGAAGACACAUGCAAUUGAAUUUGUCAAUUAUAACAAACGGCAAAUGAGUCGCAUUUACCCCAAGGGAGGCCGAGUCGAUUCCAGUAAUUACAUGCCUCAGAUUUUCUGGAACGCUGGCUGCCAGAUGGUUUCGCUGAACUAUCAAACCCCAGAUUUAGCGAUGCAAUUGAAUCAGGGAAAAUUUGAGUAUAAUGGAUCGUGCGGGUACCUUCUCAAACCAGAUUUCAUGAGGCGGCCUGAUCGAACAUUUGACCCCUUCUCUGAAACUCCUGUUGAUGGUGUUAUUGCAGCCACUUGCUCAGUGCAGGUUAUAUCAGGUCAAUUCUUAUCAGAUAAGAAAAUUGGCACUUACGUAGAGGUGGAUAUGUAUGGGUUGCCCACUGACACCAUACGUAAGGAAUUCCGAACUCGCAUGGUUAUGAAUAAUGGACUCAAUCCAGUUUACAAUGAAGAGUCAUUUGUAUUUCGGAAGGUGAUCCUGCCGGACCUGGCUGUCUUGAGAAUAGCUGUGUAUGAUGAUAACAACAAGCUGAUUGGCCAGAGGAUCCUCCCGCUUGAUGGCCUCCAAGCCGGAUAUCGACACAUUUCCCUUCGAAAUGAGGGAAAUAAACCGUUAUCACUGCCAACAAUUUUCUGCAAUAUUGUUCUUAAAACAUAUGUGCCUGAUGGAUUUGGAGAUAUCGUGGAUGCUUUAUCAGAUCCAAAGAAAUUUCUCUCAAUUACAGAAAAGAGAGCAGACCAAAUGAGAGCUAUGGGCAUUGAAACCAGUGACAUAGCCGACGUGCCCAGUGACACUUCCAAAAAUGACAAGAAAGGAAAGGCCAACACCGCCAAAGCAAAUGUGACCCCUCAGAGUAGCUCUGAGCUCAGACCAACCACCACGGCUGCCCUGGCCUCUGGUGUGGAAGCCAAGAAAGGUAUUGAACUUAUCCCUCAAGUAAGGAUAGAAGACUUAAAGCAGAUGAAGGCUUACUUGAAGCAUUUAAAGAAACAGCAGAAGGAGCUAAAUUCUUUAAAGAAGAAACAUGCAAAGGAACACAGUACCAUGCAGAAGUUACACUGCACGCAAGUUGACAAAAUUGUGGCACAGUAUGACAAAGAGAAGUCGACUCAUGAGAAAAUCCUAGAGAAGGCAAUGAAGAAGAAGGGGGGAAGUAAUUGUCUCGAAAUGAAAAAAGAAACAGAAAUCAAAAUUCAGACGCUGACAUCAGAUCACAAAUCUAAGGUCAAAGAGAUUGUAGCACAGCACACAAAGGAAUGGUCAGAAAUGAUCAAUACCCACAGUGCUGAGGAGCAAGAAAUCCGAGACCUGCACCUCAGCCAGCAGUGUGAGCUGCUGAAAAAGCUACUCAUCAAUGCCCACGAGCAGCAAACCCAGCAGCUGAAACUGUCCCAUGACAGGGAAAGCAAGGAAAUGCGAGCACACCAGGCUAAGAUUUCUAUGGAAAAUAGCAAAGCCAUCAGCCAAGAUAAAUCUAUCAAGAAUAAAGCAGAACGGGAAAGGCGAGUCAGGGAGUUAAACAGCAGCAACACUAAAAAGUUUCUGGAAGAAAGAAAGAGACUUGCCAUGAAGCAGUCCAAAGAAAUGGAUCAGUUGAAAAAAGUCCAGCUUGAACAUCUAGAAUUCCUAGAGAAACAGAAUGAGCAGCUUUUGAAAUCCUGUCAUGCAGUGUCCCAAACGCAAGGCGAAGGAGAUGCAGCAGAUGGUGAAAUUGGAAGCCGAGAUGGACCGCAGACCAGCAACAGUAGUAUGAAACUCCAAAAUGCAAACUGAAGCAGCAAACCCACAAAGCAUCAAAAGACUCACUCACAAACUUCUGAACACAAACUCCAUGGAUGAAAGCUGUUUAUUUUGUUUCCUUUAUGUGUAAACAAGAUGAUAUCUGAAACCAGAGAGACUUGGAAUGUCUGACUGACUUCUAUUUAACAGCUUGAGUAUUGCAUUUCCUUGGCCAAACAAAAAUAGCUACAAAUCCACAAAAAUUUACUAUUCCAGUAAGGCAGAGUUCAACCAUUGUUAAUACAACUUAAACAUGUUUGCUAUAAAAUACCAUCACAAGUAAAUGAGCUUGGUGUGAACAACUCUCCUUUGUGAUGCCUUAGGACAUGUUUGAACUGCAGCAAAAAACAAAAACAAAAAACAGUGCAUUAGCAAUUUCAUAGCAAGUGCAUGCACUAGGAAAAGACAACUCUGUCUACAAGUUUAUUAGCAGAAGUGGUGGUCUGCUAGACAAAUAAUUUUGCAAAAUUUUUCUACAUCUAAGUUACCUCAUCAGUAAGUGCCAUGUCUCUACCAUGCCAUCAGAGGCUAAUUUCCUGUAAAAGUUGUGGAAAUUGUUAGAACAAUAGAAAAACAGAGCAGUGUAUGUGUGCCAAAACUCAUCAUUACUCAAAGGAGAACUGUGUUAGGCACAUUUAAGAAAGUUUACAUCUGACAUUGCUUUAUAGGAAUUGUUUCUGCAGAUUCCGGAUAUUAUAAUUCACACCAUAAAGAUUGUGAAGUGGUUAUUGGCAAACGUUUGUAAAUGUGACCAUGUAUAAAGUAUUUAUACUCUUUAAUUCACACUGUUAGAGAGCAAAAUCAUCUAAGUAUUGCCACAUGACAAGAUUAGUAAACAGGAAUACUAGAACUAUGUUUGCAUGAUACACAAGCACCAAUAAAGACUAAUCCAUACACAGUUAACCUAAUGCCAAAUAAAUACUGGUUAAAUAAAUGUAUGGCACAGAAUACAAUUUGACUAUCAAGACUUUUAGCAUAAUGAAAAACCCUCUCUCUAUAUAUAUAUGUAUAUGAAUUAUGUGGGCAUUCUUGAUACUUCAAGUUCUAGUUUGAAAAAAAUACAUAACUAAUUUAAUUUUACACAAAAAUAUUUAUGCAGAUUUUCAGAAUUUCAUAUCAGGAAAUGACCUUUUUAUGUCUGUUAAAUAUCAAAACAAUUUGCUACAGUGUUAAUCUGCAUGGUCUUUAAGCCUGCUGUAGUUGAGUUGCAGACAGUGCAUGAAAAAGUAUUCCGCUGGGAAUUGAGCCAUGCCACCAAAGCCAAGAGGAGCGCAUGGAAACCCGGUAGUCUAGAACUAAUCAGAUUACUGAUUUUAGGGCACAGCACCAAAUGAAUUGUUGUAUAUGCUUGUAAAAAUUGAUUCUGUGUGUUCCUCUGAACAAAGCGGAGAAAAUGAUGAUACCAUCAAUAUUGAAAUUAAACUUCCAACUUCUCUAAUAAAAAAUUAAAACACGCAUAA
Gorilla gorilla gorilla (western lowland gorilla) is the source of this 5657-nucleotide messenger RNA. It is a transcript of the gene PLCB4, whose product is annotated as phospholipase C beta 4. The record is from RefSeq and is a predicted model, not a curated record. The transcript is spliced from 41 exons. The coding region runs from base 571 to 4191 and encodes 1206 amino acids. Gene Ontology annotation, biological process: phosphatidylinositol-mediated signaling; release of sequestered calcium ion into cytosol; phosphatidylinositol metabolic process. NCBI's taxonomy places the organism in Eukaryota, Metazoa, Chordata, Mammalia, Primates, Hominidae. Gene Ontology annotation, molecular function: calcium ion binding; phosphatidylinositol-4,5-bisphosphate phospholipase C activity.